CGCCCCCUUUUCGCGGCUGCAUUUCGCGAUUACAAAAGCUUCCACCGCAGGACCUGAAGCUUGACCUGAAGUUUUUUUUCCUACGGCUUAAAUCAGAACAACAUUGUUUUUUGAGGGGAAAAUGGCUGUCUCUCCUAAUGGCGAUAUGAUGUUCUGUAAGCAGAACACCGGUUAUGAGACAAUUGUGAACGACAUCAUAGCACUGAACGCGAACGAACAACCUUGCAUUGCAUCCGAGGCGUCCGGGGUUAGGCCUGACAACACCACGACACCCGGAAGAAAAGUGGUUGUGACUGCCCAGAUCCAUGCCCCACCGCAAACAUCUACAAACUCUGCACCAACUGAUCAUAUGAUGAGUCUUGCUAACACUAUACCACCAUUAUCACCACAAGCAUUUGUUGAUGGCAGUUCUGGUGUAGGUGUUAGGAGGCUAUCAAUAACACAUCAGGAAGACCAGAACGUGACUGCUCUGUUGGUUCAGACUGGUGGACAAAAGACUGCAAGACCCCGAGAGACCGGUGUGAUACCUAACACCCCUGAGCAAAAACGUCAAAGACAAUCAACUGAAUCAGAAGACACCGCGAUCUGUAACGAACAUGUUGUUCAAGCAUGGGAUGGGUGCGAUAUGAACAGCAAUCCCCAGACACUGUUGAAAACGUCGCAGAUUCAGACGGUGAUGCAGACAAACUCUCUUCAAACCAAGAGGAAUCCAAGAACCGACAGCAGAAAGACGCAAACAAAGAAAUUUGGAACCUUCUGA
This is a messenger RNA of Carassius carassius (crucian carp), 760 nucleotides long. RefSeq lists its product as uncharacterized. Lineage: Eukaryota; Metazoa; Chordata; Actinopteri; Cypriniformes; Cyprinidae. The coding region runs from base 122 to 760 and encodes 212 amino acids. The transcript is spliced from 6 exons. The record is from RefSeq and is a predicted model, not a curated record.